AUGGAUUUUUUAAAUACUAAUACCGGACAAAAUAACUUCAAUAAUCCGAAUGGUGGUCAUACUGCAGUUUAUAUCGAUGACCGACCAAUGAAUAAUGUAGAAGGACGGAUGACUGUGUCUGGAUCAUUAAUGCAAAAUAUUGGUGACCCUGGAUUCAACACAUUAGAUGAACCUAUUAAAACAACUAUUAUGAGAGACUUAAAAGCUGUUGGAAUGAAAUUUAAGCAUGUCUUGUAUUUGAAAGAAAAAAAUACACUUCUUAAAGAAUGGGACUUGUGGGGCCCAUUGAUGCUUUGCACAUUUAUGGCCAUGGUUUUACAAGCAUCGCCAGAUUCUAUACAAAUUGGUGAUGGAGGUCCUGAAUUUGCUGAGGUUUUUGUUAUUAUUUGGAUAGGGUCUGUGAUUAUUACAUUAAAUUCAAAAUUACUUGGCGGCACAAUAUCAUUUUUCCAGAGUGUAUGUGUUUUAGGUUACUGUUUACUACCAAUAGUUAUAGCCUUAAUAGUAUGCAGAUUUAUUUUAAUAUUUGAGCAAACAAAUUUCUUAUUUUUUAUUCGAUUUGCCAUAUCAAUUGGUUCAUUUUUGUGGUCCACGUAUGCCUCUGUUGUAUUUCUUGGAGAUAGUCAACCUCAAGGGAAAAAAGCUCUAGCUGUUUAUCCAAUAUUUUUGUUUUACUUUAUCAUGUCAUGGCUUGUAUUAUCACACACAGUGUAG
This is a messenger RNA of Macrosiphum euphorbiae (potato aphid), 714 nucleotides long. Lineage: Eukaryota; Metazoa; Arthropoda; Insecta; Hemiptera; Aphididae. The record is from the annotation of a GenBank genome assembly.